Perca fluviatilis (European perch) is the source of this 4699-nucleotide messenger RNA. RefSeq names its product GTPase IMAP family member 8-like. The transcript has 2 exons. The record is from RefSeq and is a predicted model, not a curated record. The coding region runs from base 632 to 3448 and encodes 938 amino acids. NCBI's taxonomy places the organism in Eukaryota, Metazoa, Chordata, Actinopteri, Perciformes, Percidae. Gene Ontology annotation, molecular function: GTP binding.
AAUAAAUGCAAAAAAAUUAAGAUAAAACAUGUACAGGAUGUAUACAUGUAUUGCAGAAAAUACUUAAUCUUUCAAUAGACUAAUUAAAGCAGUUUAUUAAUAAUUCUCAGGUGUCGACUAUUCUGUUAAGAGAUAGCCCAGUACUAAAGUUUGAGAGAUUAGCAAAAACUACAAUAAUAGAUAAACUACAAUAAAAAAGCAACAGAAAAAAACCUAAGGUAAGUGCAGAAUGUUUAGUAUGUGAAGAGGAAAUAGAGAAAAUAAAUGACACCUAACAGCCAGCAAGAAACCUGAUUUUAUUUUUUUUAAGUUUGCCUAAAUGCUGUCAAAUUAAACAAAUAUUAGAUCAGAUCAGUUGCACUUGGGUUACACUUUAAAACAUUAAAUGCAUUAACACUUUCAGUAAACUAUGACUCAAAUUAGAUGAUUAGAUUAGAAGAUGAAGUCUACGUUUUAUACAUUUACGCAGACUACACUUAGAACUGUUUUCUGGAAAGUACAAUUAUUGUGAUUGUUUACUUUAUCGCUGUAUCUCAUUAUUGUAAUUUUGUUUUGUGUCCUAAAACCUAAACGACACGUAAAGCUUCCCCAUGUGAAUUUCUCUCCCACAAGUUUGCAGCGAAGUGACAAAAUGGCAGGAUCAGCAUUCGCAUCUGAACUCAGGAUUCUGGUGUUUGGAAAGCGACAAAACGAAAAGACAGUACUAAGUAACUUCAUCACAAGGGAACAAUAUGUUUCUGAUAUAAAAAUAUCAAAGCAAUGUAGGCCUACAGUCAUCUAUAAAGAAUGGAGGGGGAAAACAUUUACAGUAGUGAAAACCUCAGAUGUCUUCAGUCUGCCUGAGGACAAAGUGAGACACGAGAUGAAAAUGUGCGUGGCUCUUUGCCCCCCUGGACCAAAUGUAAUCCUGCUAUUAGUGAAGCCUACUGACUUCAAUGAAGAGGACAGACAGAAAUUCAAGUUCAUCCUGAGUUUCUUUGGUCAAGAUGCAUUUAAAUACUCAAUGGUCAUCAAAACGCAAAAUGGGGAGGUCCAGAAUGCUUCAGUAAACCAAGUCAUCAUAGACUGCAGACAAAGGCAGCACAGCAUUAACUUUGAUAAGAAAGAUCUUUCCGAACAUGAUUAUCAAGAACUGAUUGAUCAGAUGGAGAACAUAGUGACUGACAACAAAGGAGGACAUCUAAACUGUACUGAAGAGACUGAUUCAAUGACUUCCAAACCUCCUCUGAACUUAGUGUUGUGUGGGAGAUUGGAAACCUGGAAGAUGUCAGCAGCCAAUGCUAUUCUGGGAGAAAGAAAGUUUGGUCCAUUUGCAAAGUCAUCAGAGUGUGUUAAACAGCAGGGAGAGGUGUGUGGACGUUGGGUUUCCCUGGUGGAGCUGCCUGCCUUGUAUGGAAAACCUCAGAAGGCAGUAAUGGAGGAAUUAUCAAGGUGUUUUACCCUCUUUGAUCCUGAGUGCAUCCAUGCUUUUAUCCUAGUCUUACCUGUGGGUCCCCUCACUGAUGAAGACAAGAAAGAGUGGGAGACCAUCCAGGACACAUUCAGCUCUCGAGUCAAUGACUUCACCAUGAUUCUCAUCCCUGUGGAGUCAGAUCCUAAUUCUCCAGCUGUUGUAAAAUUUCUUAAGGAGAAUAUGCACAUACAGGAGCUCCUUCAGACCUGUGGAGAACGAUAUGUUGUCUUUGACCUUAGAGACAAGCAGCAGGUCUUUAAUGUGUUGCACGCUGUGGAAAAGAUGAGAGCGGGUGACUCCAGAGGUUUCACAAAGAAAAUGCUGGUCAAUCCACGGGUGAAAAACGUUGAAAAACCAAAAUCUGUACUCAAAAUGGCUUAUAAGCAUCAGAGUAGAGAGUGUCUCAGGAUGGUGCUGAUUGGGAAGACUGGUUGUGGAAAGAGUGCAACAGCAAACACUAUUUUGGGCAAACAAUGCUUCAAAUCUAAAGCCUGUCCAAAGUCAGUCACCGAGUUUUGCCGGAAAGAAACAGGAGAGAUUGAUGGACGGACUGCCAUCAUAGUCGACACCCCUGGCUUGUUUGACACGACUCUGACCAACGAAGAAAUUAAACGGGAGCUUGUGAAAUGCGUCAGCUUGUUGUCUCCAGGACCUCAUGUGUUCUUAUUAGUGCUAAAGAUCGGCCGCUUUACCCAAGAGGAGAAAGAUACUGUGGAACUGAUCAAGGAGUUCUUUGGCAAGAAUUCAGGAGACUACAUCAUUCUCAUAUUCACAAGAGGAGAUGAUCUGAGAAAUCAAACAUUUGAGAAUUACAUACGGGAUGGCUUUGUUGAAAAACUGAUAGAGGACUGUGGAGGAAGAUACCAGGUCUUCAAUAACAGAAGUUCAGAAGAUCAGAAACGUGCUCAAGCAAGAGAGCUACUGAGCAACGUUGAAUCAAUGGUGAACAGAAAUGGUGGGGGCUGCUACACCUCCGAGAUGUUUCAAGAAGCUGAGGCAGCCAUACAAAAGGAAGUGAAGAGAAUCCUGAAGGAAAAGGAAGAAGACAUACAGAGAGAGAUGAUGGACGUUGAAAAUAAACAUAAAAAAGAAAUCCAGGCAAAGAAAAAAGAAUUGGCAGAACAAAUAACCAAAACUGAACGAGAAAAAGAACUGAAAGCCAAACUAAUUAAGAAAGAGGAGGAAAUCAAUAAGGAGCAGGAAAAGAUGAAGAGAGAAGAAGAAAAGAGAGAAGCAGAGGAAAGGAAGACAAAAAUGCAAGAUGAACUUGAACAAAUGCAGUGGGAAAAAAGUCUUGAAGCUGUGGGGGAAAAAAUAAAACAUGAAACUGAAAAAAAGGAAACUGCUGACAAAACAUGGAUAGAAAACAAAGAGGCAUUGAGAAGAGGACAAGAGACUUGGAAUAAGGAAAGAAGGGAAAAGUGGGAGAACCAAUAUCGAGAAGAUCAACAGAGACGAGAGGAGGAGCAAAAACGACUUGAAAAACUCAGAGAAGAAUAUGAACAAGAAAAAAAAGAAUAUGAAAACCAAAGACAACAAGAUGAAAUCAGAAAACAACAAGAGGAGAAAGAAUUAAUGAAACUACAAGAAACCCUUUUGAAAAAUCUGGCUGUAAUCAAGAAAAAACAUGACCAAGAGGCCAGAAAGCAAGCUGAAGAAUUCAAUGAUUUCAGACAGAGAUACACCGAGGACUUUGCAGCUGUGGCGGAAAAGCAUGACAAGGAAAUGGAGAAUCUGAAGGAGAAGCAACAAAUACACAAUGAUUUGAUUGUACGCCAACUGACCAAACACAAAGCAUAUCAGAAAGACUUUGAUAGAUUGAUGAAAAAACAAGAACAAGAAAUGAAUGACCUGACAGGGACACUUAAAUCGCCAAACAAUGAAAAUCUGAACAAAAAAAUCAAUGAACUAAAGACAAAACAUGAGGACGAAAGAAAUAACUGGAUACAAGAACAUGUAAAGAAAGCCAGAGAAAAGACCUGUUCCAUUUUAUGAGCUGUUGUGUUGCCUGUAAGGCCCUCAGUUGCAAAAUGACAACAUCACUUGUAGCCUAAAAGCAUACAAAGUGGGGGAGGGGGGGGGUCCUACUGUCGUUUUACUAUGAUAAUUAGAGAGUAUAACAGGCAGUAUUGUGUGAAUUUAGUGGAAUCUGUAAAUAGGAUUAGGAAAUAAUUUGGGCUUUAUAGGUUUACUGACAGCAGCAGUUUCAAACUGUGAAACUAAGAUAUUAGGAUUUCAUUUUGUUUGUUUUUCCUUACAUACAUACAUCACAAUUUUUACAAAAGCAAAUAUUGUUUUAUUUUGUCUAGUCUGUUAUCUUUGAAAUUGAAUGGCAUGCAUCAUUAGUCCAUGCUAACGUAUCUCCACCUAUAUUUGUGAAAUCCUAUUGAUUCACUACACAGUAAGGAGAAAUGAGGAGAGGUAAAGGGAGAGUUGUACUUUGCAAACACUAAAAUGACACAAACUGUGUUGAGUCACACUUUGCCCUCAGAAUCAUGAGGGAACUCUAGUUACUGUAGUUGGAUGUGCAUAAUAUGAAACGUGUUAUUAUGUCAGUCUACUGUUCCAGGCUUUUAGACAAAUGUUUACAAGGAUCAACUGCCUGAGCUGUUUACAUGUUAUACCAUAAAUCACUGAACAUAAUAACUGAUGAAACUUUAACUGCGUCUAUAAUUUAGCCAUAAAGUUCAGUACAGCCGGUUGCUUUUUGGAAGCUGUAUGUUGCUGUCCACUGCUCCUAAUGCUUAGGAUGGGUUAAAUGCAGAGAUGGAAUUUCACUACAUUGUACUGUAUAAUUGUAUGUGACGAUUAAUAAAAUAAUAAUAAAGUUUCUUCAUCUUAUUGAAGGAAGGUUUCAUUAGCUGCAAAGUCUGUUUGGUCAUUUGAAAAACAAAAGUUGUUUAACCUUCAAACUGACAACUACCUGCUUAUAUAGGAGGCAAGUAUUAAUCACAUUAAUUUUAUUUUAACAUGAAAUGUAUAUUUUCCUCAUUUACAUUAAUAAAGUGCAGUAAUACAAUUCAAUUGUACAUCUAGUAUCCAAAGGUAAAUGUGUUUUUUUUUUGUUCGGUUGUGCUAAUAAUUACAGAAGUUAAUUACUAUAUUUGUUAUGUUUAAGAUUUUGUAACAUAUUUUGACAGUAAGGUGGUAUGCUUGUAUUAGCGAUUUAGAAUUGUUCUCAUUUGCACAAUCUGAAACUGUAUUCUCCUUUCCUGGUGAUAAAAAUAAAUUAUACACCAUUAAUAA